AUCAACAAAGACGCAAUGGCCGAGCCGGCGAGGCGCGCUCGGGCCGACUUCGGGCGGCGACCCCCUGCCAUGCCCAUUCUCCGACGCCAGCAGCAGCAACACCGUGGUCGCGCAGUCUUCGCCACGCUCCUGGUGGACGGCGUGGGUCGUGCGGGAGUGCGCUGCGGCUCCGUCGAUGCCCUGUUCCGCAGACGGCCCGAGGGCCGCGUGGCCUCGCCGACGGCUGCCCGUUGCCGGAGCCAGGAACGAGCUCCCCGGGAAGCCUACGGCGCCGGCUGGGCCGUCGGUCGCAGAUUGGCUGAAGUGAAAAAAGAAGAAGGCAACGAGCUGUAUGGUCUUCAGAAGUACGAUGAAGCAGUCAAGCGCUACACAGAAGCAAUCGAAUUGGAUGGCAGCAACGUGGCCUACUACUCUAAUCGGGCAGCUUGUUACAUGAUGCUGGGGAACCAUAGGGCCGCCCUAGAUGACUGCCACCAGGCUUUACAGAGAGAUCCACACAAUGCCAAGAGCCUGCUGCGGGAGGCCAAGUGCUAUGUUGCAUUAGGGGACCCAGCUGCUGCAUUAAGAAGCCUUCAUUUGCUGCGUGAUCUGGAUCCUCAGAACCCAGCACUCCCGCGUGAGCUAAAAAGUGCAGAGAUCCUGCAGCACUUCCUGGAUGAAGGUGAUAAGGCCUAUGAAGCACAGAACUAUGAAAAGGUCAUCUACUGCAUGGAUCGUGCAUUGCAGCAAGCCGUCUCUUGUUCCAAAAUUGAAGUGCUCAGAGCUGAGAGUCUUGCCCUUUUGAAGCGAUUGACUGAUGCACGCCAGAUUGCCAACAACAUUAUGCGUGCUGAGCCCACAAAUGCAGAUGCCAUGUAUGUGAGAGGUCUGUGCUUCUACUACGAAGACAACAUUGAGAAAGCCCUGCAACACUUUCAGCAAGUUUUGAGGCUAGCACCAGAUCACCCCAAGGCAUCUGCAGCAUACAAGAAAGCACGUCUAUUAAAGUCAAAGAAGGAUGAAGGCAACGAGGCAUUCAACAAAGGGAACUUCCAAGAGGCAUUUAACAUUUACACAAGUGCUCUAGAAGUGGAUCCCAGCAACAAACUUGCAAACUCAAAACUGUACUUCAAUCGUGCAACUGUCUGCUCAAAGAUUAACAAGCUCAAUCAAACAGUUGAAGACUGCACUACUGCCAUAUCCUUGAAUGAAGAUUACCUGAAGGCCUACAUGAGACGUGCCAAAACCUACAUGGAUCUGGAAAUGUACGAGGAGGCCGUUCGCGACUAUGAGCGCAUCUUGCGGAAAGACCAUACUCGAGAAAACAAAAGAUUGCUGGAUCAGGCAAAAUUAGAGCUGAAGAAGAGCAAGCGCAAGGACUAUUACAAGGUUCUUGGAAUACCCAAAGAUGCUACUGUCGAUGACAUCAAGAAGGCUUACAGGAAACGUGCCCUCCUGCACCACCCUGAUCGACAUUCCAAUGCUUCUGAGGACAUGAAGCGGGAACAAGAGAAAAAAUUCAAGGAGCUUGGUGAGGCCUACAACAUUCUCUCUGACCCUAAGAAGCGCAUGCGUUAUGAUGAAGGCCGUGAUUUGGAAGACAUGGACGGCUUUUCUUCAGAUGCCAGUCCUCAUGUUUUUCGGACAUUCUUUGAAACUCCUGGAUUCUUUUCGACGGGUGGUAGUUCCUUCCAGCAUGAUGCAGGGUUUGGCUUUCCCGGAGGCUUCAGUUUUCAGUUUGGAUAAAUCUGAAUCUUUGCUGCCAAGUGUGUGUUUGUUCAUAUUAUUGUUAUAAAUUUACAGAAUAAAUUGUCCGCAGUCUUCAUGCACAGAAUACUGUUAGAUGCUAAGCAAUUUCUUGCCUCCUGUUUUUUAAAUCCAUGCACAGUCAUCCUUUCAGUAAAUGCCAAUGUUCAUAAAUGGUGCAUGAUGAUUUGUGUGGAUGUGUUCAUUAGUUUUCACUCAUUCAACUCUGUUGCCAACUGUCAAUAAAAGCAUUCCAUCAAUGCUU
This is a messenger RNA of Rhipicephalus sanguineus (brown dog tick), 1990 nucleotides long. Its product is annotated as dnaJ homolog subfamily C member 7. The coding region runs from base 16 to 1725 and encodes 569 amino acids. Gene Ontology annotation, molecular function: protein binding. The transcript has 11 exons. Lineage: Eukaryota; Metazoa; Arthropoda; Arachnida; Ixodida; Ixodidae. The record is from RefSeq and is a predicted model, not a curated record.